UCUUUCAUGAAUCUUGAAAUGCUCAAUCAAUAUGAUUUGGGUGAGUUUCUCUCUCAUCCCAAAAACAAUUAGGGUUUAUUGUAUGUCUUAGUCAUCUCUUGCAAAUUAUAUCCAAACGAGAACUCAUAUAUUCGAGAUUCUCUGCAAUUUAAUCGACGAUGGAUCUUUUGUACGUUCAACCUCCCAUCAAAUUUGCAGCACAUAAGGUUUCUCUCUCUUGAUAAUCGUCUCUCUCUCCAACCCAUUUCCCUUAUUUAUGGACUUGGACUGGUACUCAAAUUCAGACUUUCGCUCUCUACUAAUUCAUUGAACGCCCCAGCUCACAGGUACCUGCGAGUUAGGGUUCAUUUUCUGUUUAUUUUUCUCACUAACCCAGUAACCCUCAUUGCCUUCGUAACCAGAAACUAAAGUAAAAAGAUUGUCCUUUCCUGCCCUAAAAUUACAUUGGAGGUUUUAUGUCUGAUUUUGAAGACUUGAAUAGUUUCGGAGAAUAAAUUGAAUUUGGGGACAGCAUGAACAUCUCCAUAAUUGACCCGUUGCAGGGUGAUUUUCCAGAAGUAAUAGAGGAGUUUCUGCAACAUGGGGUGAUGAAGUGCAUUGCAUUUAAUCGACGGGGCACCCUUCUCGCUGCUGGAUGCUCUGAUGGGAGUUGUGUAAUCUGGGAUUUUGAAACCAGAGGGAUUGCCAAAGAACUUCGUGAUAAGGAUUGCACCUCCCCCAUCACCAGCAUAUCUUGGUCAAAGUAUGGGUACCGCCUUCUAGCUUCAGCCACCGAUAAGUCCCUCACUCUGUGGGAUGUUGUCAAUGGGGAGAAGAUAGCUCGUGCUACUCUUCAACAUACUGCUCUUCAUGCUCGCCUAUAUCCGGGUUCCUGUAGCCCAACCUUUUGUUUGGCAUGCCCUCUCUCAAGUGCCCCUGUCCUUGUUGAUAUGAUUUCUGGAACUACAAUCGUGCUUCCAGCUUGGGUUCCUGAUGGGGGCGAUGACUCUGUUCCUCACUUUCGAAACAAGUUUGCAGAUGGGACCCCACCUUAUACGCCAACUGCUGCAAGUUUCAAUAAGCAUGGGGAUUUGGUGUAUGUUGGGAAUUCAAAGGGAGAAAUACUUAUAAUUGACACUAAUAGCAUUGAAGUGUAUGCUAUGGUUCCAGUCCCAGGUGGCGCUGUUAUUAAAAACAUUGUGUUUAGUCGUAGUGGGCAGUACCUUCUCGUGAAUUCCAAUGAUAGGACUAUUCGGGUCUAUGAAAACCAUCUUCCACAGAAAGAUGCUAAAAGAGCUCUUCAAGAACUUGCCAAAAGCAGUGAGGAGGUUGGAAGAAUUGUGAAGUUGAAGGAGGUUGGGUCUAAAUGUUUGUCCUUUUUCCGGGAGUUUCAGGAUUCAAUCACUAGGAUGCACUGGAAAGCUCCAUGUUUCAGUGGUGAUGGGGAGUGGGUAGUUGCUGCAUCUGCAAGUAAAGGAGAGCAUAAGAUAUUUAUCUGGGGUAGGGCUGGUCAAUUUGCGAAGAUCUUAGAAGGCCCUAAAGAAGCUGUGACAGAUUUGACUUGGCAUCCCCUGCACCCAGUGGUGGUCUCGGUCUCUUUAUCUGGGUUGGUGUAUAUAUGGGCUAAAGAUUAUACAGAGAAUUGGAGUGCUUUUGCUCCUGAUUUUAAGGAGCUCGAGGAAAAUGAAGAAUAUGUGGAGAGAGAAGAUGAAUUUGAUUUAAUGCCUGAAACUGAGAAGGUGAAAGCAACGGAUGUUAAUGAAGAUGAAGAAGUCGAUAUCAUGACAGUUGAAGGGAAUUCAGCUUUUAGUGAUUCCGAUACAUCUGAAGAAGAACUGUGCUUUCUACCGACGGUCCCUGUGCUUGAUGUCCCUGAGGACCAAGAUAAGUAUUUGGAAAGCCACUCCAAGUUAAAUGACAGCACUCACUCUGACUCACCACUUUCGGAGGUUGGGAGAGUGAAUGGUCCUGAUCUUAAUCCUGGUUCAAGUCCUGUCGAAGAGGAUGUUGGCUCGGAUUUCCACUUGAAAAGGAAAAGGAAGCCAUCAGAAAAAUGGACCGUAAUGCAAGCAGAGAAGUGUCGAAAGCCUAUUACAAAGGCCAAAGCAUCAACGAAGGUAUCAAAGAAGGAAAAGAAAAAUGGGCGCCCCCCUUUGCAUGUGGAAGAUUCAUCAUUAAGGAAGUCAAAAUCACUUGAGGGCCUGGAAAAUGGUACUUGUGUAUUUGAAGAUGAUGUAACAGACGAUUACUAGAUCCUCUAAUUAUGGUUUCUGUUUAUUACCCACUUUUCUGCUUGUCUAAGACACUGGAUUCUCACAAAGAUGAGAUUGUAAAAUGUAAAACCACAUUGAAUACACAAUGUUUCCCUUUACCAGAA
Amborella trichopoda is the source of this 2356-nucleotide messenger RNA. Its product is annotated as Transducin/WD40 repeat-like superfamily protein. Gene Ontology annotation, molecular function: protein binding. The record is from RefSeq and is a predicted model, not a curated record. Gene Ontology annotation, cellular component: Set1C/COMPASS complex. NCBI's taxonomy places the organism in Eukaryota, Viridiplantae, Streptophyta, Magnoliopsida, Amborellales, Amborellaceae.